AUGCGGAGUUUCAAAAUUAAACCAAAUUGUAUAAUUAGUGAUUGGGAUGAAACUAUAACAGUGAAAGAUACUAUAAAAUAUGUUAGUCAAGUUCCUUAUAAAUUGAAUCCAAACUUGACUCCAAAAUUUGAAUAUUUUACAAAUGUUUACAUGAAGAAUUAUAAUGAAUAUAAGGAAAAAUUUGGUUUACGCAAUAGUUUAAAUGACGAAAUUAGAUUUCAAAAGGGUAUGAGACCAAUUGAAAUGAGUUCAAUUAAAGAAUUGGAACGUUAUAUGAUAUUUAAAGGUCUAACAAAAGAAUAUUUUGAAGCUCAGGCUCAUUUGAUUGAGUUAAGAUCGGGUUUUGUUGAUUUUGUAAACAAGUGUAGACAAAUAGGUAUUGAGUUUAUAAUUUUAAGUGUUAAUUGGUCAAGUUUAAUUAUCAAAAAGGCACUUGAAUUGAAUGGCAUAUUUGAUAUAAAGAUUAUUACUAAUGAGUUAGAAUUUAAAAAUGGUUUGACCACGGGAACUUGGAUAGGUAAUGAAAUUAGAACGAGUGAGGACAAAUUAGAUUUUGUCAAAAAAUAUGGUGAGAAUUUCAUGUAUAUUGGUGAUAGUUUGACUGAUUUGCUUCCAUUGUUGCAUAGCAAAUAUUCAUUUAUCAUUCAAGAUGGUAAAAUUUGUGAACUUGAUGAAAAAUAUAAUUUAAAUUUUAUUAAAGGUAAUUGGAAUGAUUUUAUGAACUACAUAGAGUAA
Molecule: messenger RNA, 735 nt
Organism: Insectozyma verbasci
Lineage: Eukaryota; Fungi; Ascomycota; Pichiomycetes; Serinales; Debaryomycetaceae
Source: the annotation of a GenBank genome assembly